Molecule: messenger RNA, 1245 nt
Organism: Aspergillus steynii IBT 23096
Lineage: Eukaryota; Fungi; Ascomycota; Eurotiomycetes; Eurotiales; Aspergillaceae
Exons: 8
Coding region: 1-1245 (414 amino acids)
Source: RefSeq, a predicted model, not a curated record
AUGGCCACAAACCGAAUCCCCACCAUCGUCUCUACUCCUGUGAUUGAUUCUGAAUACACCAUUUACGUAAAUCCCCGAAUCUUCGUGAGCAGAAUGUCAUCUUCUUCCAACCUUUCAAUGCUGUCAGAAUUAUGCGGCGUACUUCGCAACAACCCUACCCCCCAGAAGUAUCUCGUUGUAGGAUCGAUGCUAUCCAAUGCCGAAGCGGAGGUAGUUAUCAGAUCCUCAAGCAAGGUUCACCUCGAUGAUGUAGAGAAAGAAAACUAUGUCAUCGCUGUUGCCCAGACCCUUUCUUCCAAUGACAUAGAUGAUGUCAUUGAGAAGAGUGCCGAGGAAGCUCAAGCCAAUGCUCUCAGGGUAUAUGGUGCAUUUAUGCAAGCCUUUACCAUGGUUCUCAUCAUCGAUACAACACACGGUACACAAUUCUUGGCUCGAGUAAUCCCUAUGAUUCGCACCUAUACACAAAUUCUGCUCGAUAGUAUACCCCACGCGCGGAGAGUCGCCGACUAUGGAGACAUAUUCGACGACGAGGUUAUUUUCCUGUGUGCAAAUGACCAACUGUCACUCGAGGCGCGAAAAGUGAAGAUCGCAGAAUUCAUCGCGGAGACUCAGGAAUUCGAGACCUUCUCGAAGGAGAUACGGAAUCGGCUUGAAAACCUGAAUAGCUCAUAUGUCACGUUCAUUGACGAGGUCCGCAGCACCACAGGUGCAGCUGCGCAAAAUGCCGCACCGGUCCGAGGAACAGAGGCCGAGACUGAACACGCAGAUCCGCUUGCAAGAAUUGCGCCAGAUGUUGGCUUUGAUCAUCCGCUGAUCUCCUUGGCAUUCUCUCUGUCGCGCAACCUGGCUGCUUUUUUGACGAUCGGCGGCCUCGUUGGAGUCGGGAGUGAUCAUGGGCUGAAUGCGAGCCUGGCCAUUAGUUCAGCUGUUGCGCAGUGGGGUCGCAGAAAAGAAGAGGAGUCUGCAUACGCGUCAGCGGGCUCAGGACUCAACAACGACGUCAAUUCAUACUUGUCUGCGUUUUCAAAAAAUCUGGAUGGUGUGGGCCAGUAUUGGCUAGACAGUCUAAACGAUGCUCGGGAGAUCGAGGAUUGGCUGCACGACGGUGCAAGUAUGGCGAAAUGGCCUAAUUACAUGAAAUUAAACCUUGAGAGAGGGGUGAAACUUUACCAAGCUAUGUCAAAGUAUUUGAGAGGCUACGCCCUAGGAAUCGAGAACAUGCAUCCGGAGAAAUGGGUAGUGUAG